Molecule: messenger RNA, 918 nt
Organism: Neohortaea acidophila
Lineage: Eukaryota; Fungi; Ascomycota; Dothideomycetes; Mycosphaerellales; Teratosphaeriaceae
Exons: 1
Coding region: 1-918 (305 amino acids)
Molecular function (GO): dioxygenase activity
Source: RefSeq, a predicted model, not a curated record
AUGGGAGGAGAGGUGGAGGGUCACUCGCCCCCUCCAGGUCCACCGCCACUUCUGACGGAACAAGAGGCGAGCUUCCUGUCUCGACAGGGUUGGAUGCCAUGUAUACUCCCCGAGCCACUGCGAUCGGAACUCGACUGCAUAUCGACCGAGGCGGCAACGUUCUUCAGACAGGAUCACGCUACGAAGAGUGCUAUCUACCCGCCGAGAAACGGAACAGAAUGUGGCUACUACGUCGUGCCGGACGAAAAGGAGUACAUCACCUUCAGACAUCGACAACAUGACGAUUCAGCGCUGGAAUCGCACGUCCGGGCAGCGUGGAAGUUGGCUGCGAACCUCCUCCGCCGUGUCUUGUAUGACCUCAGUACAUUCCAUGGAUUCGACCCCACCGUUUGGGAAGGCAUGAUACAGGGUUGCCUCGAGCUGCCCUCCAACGACGCCAAUCUCGACACCGACAUUUCACUCAUGAGAGUCUUCCAAUAUCACCCGAAUGGCCUAGCGGAACAACAUACCGAUGUCGGCCUCGUUACUCUCUGUGUUGGAGGCGACGAUGGCCUUCAGAUGGUAGAUCAUACCAAAACGCCAAAAGUAUGGACUUCUGCGCGAUGGCCCGUCAUCUUGAUAGGUGAGGUGGCGAGCGCCUUGAUGCGUGGCAAAGCUCAAGCGGGGGUGCAUCGUGUGGUCAAGAAUGCUGCCGGUCGGGGGAGUGUGGUCUUCACUUUACGACCCUGUUUGAAAGGAACCAUUGAUUUGAAACGCUUUGGUGGAGAGGGUUUGGUUAAUGUCAGGGAUUUAUUCUACAAGAUCAAAGCCGAAAAGCACAACAUCAAUGCCACGCAGGAUCUGAGAGAGCAGCAACGCCAGGAGUUGCACCGGAAGAGACUAGGUGCGGAAGUUGCAAGGUCUCCUGAGCCGAGAUGA